AUGGGCUACAAAGACAACUAUAAGCCACUUGGGGCUAUUACAACUGUUGACGAGAGUGACAGCCGCUACAUUGCCCGUAUUAACGAGGAAUUCGAGGUUGGCGACGGCGAUCGCAUACGCCUAAAUGUCUUUCUCCCUCGCUCAGGGGGGCCAGAAUUCCCUGUUCUCAUGACGGCAACUCCUUACGGAAAAGAUGUGCCUUUUAUCGACAACGAAGUGUAUAAAGUAUUUGCAGCAGAUCUUCCCGAGGUUAUGAAGAGUAAACAUUUGUCGUGGGAAGCACCUGCGCCGAGCUGGUGGUGCCCUCAUGGCUACGCAGUUGUCAUAAUGGACCACCGAGGUUCAGGUGCCUCUAGUGGCGCGUCUAGGCCGUUCAGCACUCAAGAUUGGGAUGAUUACGCCAAGGCUAUCGAGUGGGCUGCAGACCAGCCAUGGUCAAUUGGCAAGGUUGGCCUGACAGGAAUAUCCUACUUGGGCCUUAACCAGUGGCCAACGGCAGCGCGCCAACCUCGGGGUCUCGCAUGCAUGGUGCCUUGGGAGGGUUUAGGUGACUAUUAUCGAGAGGGAGGCCGCCAUGGUGGUAUCUAUCACAGUUUUAUGGAUGUCUGGUAUCUCAGGCAGAUUAUGCGAAACCAUUAUGGCAGCCGGAACAGGUCUAAUGGUUGCUGGGGCCCAACGUCACCCGAGGGCAAGCUCAGUGACUCCGAGCUAGAUGGAUUGCACCAGAAGCUUCCGAAAUUCCUCCUUGAAAAUGAAUGGAUUGAUGACGAAUGGUACAAGGAUCAUAUGGUUGGCGAAGACUACUCUAGAAUUCAGGUUCCGUUGCUCAGCGCAGGCAAUUGGGGCGGAACUGGGUUGCAUCUCCGAGGCAAUGUCUUGGGCUAUAUGCGAGCGAGCUCGCGGUAUAAGUUUCUGCGUAUACAUACUGGACGUCAUGAUCUCCCUUACUACUGUGAACCAUACAUUACGUAUCAAAAGUCAUUCUUUGACUGCUUCCUCAAGGGCGACGACUAUGAUGGCUGGAAGACUGGCAAACAGGCCCCCGUCGCGUUUGCAGUUCGCCGCGGCACACAGCCACAAGGCAGCAUUCAAGGUGAACUGGAGUACAAGUUCCGUGACGAAAACGAAUGGCCGCUCGCCCGCACGAAGUAUGAGAAACACUACCUUACUGCCAACAAGAUGCUGUUAAAAGAGAAACCCUCUGUUGAGGCAACCUUCUCUUACCAAGCACUAUAUGGGGAAUGUAUUCAAUUCACCACUCCAGUAGCUGAAGAGGAGUAUGAAGUAACAGGUCAUGGACAUGUCCGUCUUGCUGUCUCCUUGACCGAUCAUGAAGGCGAAACCGAGCCAGACCUCGACGUUUAUGUUGCUAUUCGAAAGAUCAACGCACAAGGAAUCGAGUCUUCAUACAGCUCUAGCCUGGGAAAUCCCACACCCGUAGUGUUUGGCUGGCUUCGAGCCUCUCAUCGCACCAUCGACCCGAACCCAUAUCCCGACAGUUUCCACCUUCCAGUACCGGUGCCAAGCCACAGAAGGUCUGAUAGGAAAGAGGUGAGAAACGGCGAGGUAUACGAUCUGCAGAUUGAGCUUUGGCCUACAAACGUAGUCGUGGGAAGAGGCGAACGUUUAGUGGUUGAGAUUUCGCCUAAGGACCCUGUAGGCGCAGAUCUCUUUGCCUGCUACGACCCAAUUGACAGGGAUGAAAGAACUCUGUGUGGAACGAAUAACAUCCAUAUUGGCAAAGACUACGAAAGCUAUGUCGUCUUGCCAAUUGUGUAG
Trichoderma gamsii is the source of this 1779-nucleotide messenger RNA. RefSeq lists its product as hypothetical. The transcript is spliced from 8 exons. NCBI's taxonomy places the organism in Eukaryota, Fungi, Ascomycota, Sordariomycetes, Hypocreales, Hypocreaceae. Gene Ontology annotation, molecular function: dipeptidyl-peptidase activity. The record is from RefSeq and is a predicted model, not a curated record. The coding region runs from base 1 to 1779 and encodes 592 amino acids.